This is a messenger RNA of Exophiala spinifera, 435 nucleotides long. RefSeq lists its product as uncharacterized. The record is from RefSeq and is a predicted model, not a curated record. Lineage: Eukaryota; Fungi; Ascomycota; Eurotiomycetes; Chaetothyriales; Herpotrichiellaceae. The transcript is spliced from 2 exons. The coding region runs from base 1 to 435 and encodes 144 amino acids.
AUGGAGGUCUUUUUCGGGUCGUCGGGGAAUCCUAAUGGUCUCUAUCAAUACCUUCCCCAGAGUGAUAAGGGCGUUAUCCUGGUGACAACGCGGUCGAGGGAGGUGGCUGUGGCCAUCGGCGGCGAAGUGGUCGGACUGUCAGAGAUGACUCUGGAAGAGAGCAAGAGUCUAUUAACGAAGUCGUUGACAUAUCUCUCGCUGGCGAUCACGCAGGUCGGGGCCUACCUUAACCGGAAUGCAAUAUCCAUUGCGAAGUAUGUCGAACUCCUUCAAGGCACGGAACAAGACGUUGUCAAAUUGUUGAGCCGAGAGUUCCACGAUCCCACUCGGUAUUCAGGAGUGGGGAAUGCCAUGGCGACGACGUGGCUGGUAUCGUUCCAGCAGAUCCAGAAGACGGACGCCGCUGCCAUCGAGCUGUUAUCAUUUCUGUCCUGA